Molecule: messenger RNA, 1056 nt
Organism: Tachyglossus aculeatus (Australian echidna)
Lineage: Eukaryota; Metazoa; Chordata; Mammalia; Monotremata; Tachyglossidae
Product: protein PELPK1-like
Exons: 5
Coding region: 1-1056 (351 amino acids)
Source: RefSeq, a predicted model, not a curated record
AUGGAGCCAAAAGACUCCAGAGUUCCAGACCCCCAGGACACCAGAGCCCCGUGGCCCCAGAACUCAGAGUCUCAGAGUUCCAGGAAUCCUAAAGCCCCCAGAGCCCCAAAUCCCAUGAGCUCCAGAACACCUAUACUCCCAGAAGCCCCAGGGUCCCCAGUGCCACAGGCCCAUAGAGGUUCAGGAGCCCUAAUACCCCAAUGCCCAGAGAAGCAAGAACCCAGAACACCAGAAGUCCUAGAGCUCGAGGUGCCCCAAGGCCAGUCCCAGAGAGUCAGGAGCCAGAAGACCAUCUUGGUCGACAGACCUAGGACCCCCCCGAGCCCAAAGAGCCUCUGGAGCUCCAAAGGCCCAGAGCUCCAGAUAUCCCAGGAGCCUCAAAGUCUGAGCAUUCCAAGGACCCAGCCCCAGGAGGCCCACAGACCCAAGAACCACAUGGCCCCAGAGCCCCUGAGCUUUCAGAGCCACAGCCCCAGGAACACCAGAGCUUCAGAUUCCACAGAGCACCUGAGCUCCAGGAGCCCCAGAACCCCAGGGAGCCCCAGAAACAUAGGUACCCCGGAGUCCAAGGACCCACAGCGUCACAGAUUUCCAGGACCUCAGGAGCACAAGGCUCCAGAGCCCCAGAGAUGCAGGAGCCCAAGAGCUCCAGGCGCGGCAGAACAAACAGUUCCAGAACCCCAGGAGUCCCAGUGCCCCACGAGCCACAUGGCCCCGGAAUCCCAGAGCCCCAGGAGCCACAGGAGUCCCUUAGCCCAGAUCCCUGGAGCACAGGAAGCCCUGAUGCACAAUGAACACCAGGAGCCCAAACAACCCAGAGCUCCAGAACCCCUUGAGCCCCAGGGUCCCAGAACCGCUGACACCCAGGAGCCCCAGAACCCCCGAGUCCCAGGAGGCCCAGAGCCACAGUGUUUAGGGCCCAAUGACCCAGGAGGCCCAGAGACUCAGGGGCCCAAGGACCCAGAGACCCGGAGCCCCAAGGAGCCAAAAUUCCCCAGAGACUCGGACUCCCAGGAAACCAGAGCCACAGUUGCCAAGAGUGCAGAGCCCCAGUAG